Aphanomyces astaci is the source of this 2314-nucleotide messenger RNA. RefSeq lists its product as hypothetical. Gene Ontology annotation, cellular component: membrane. The transcript is spliced from 6 exons. Gene Ontology annotation, molecular function: voltage-gated potassium channel activity. The coding region runs from base 158 to 2266 and encodes 702 amino acids. Lineage: Eukaryota; Oomycota; Saprolegniomycetes; Saprolegniales; Verrucalvaceae. The record is from RefSeq and is a predicted model, not a curated record. Gene Ontology annotation, biological process: regulation of membrane potential; potassium ion transmembrane transport.
UGAAACGUCAAAUCGGUCACACCCCGACCGUACGCCCCUGUGGUUGCUGGUAUAGCCAGCUGUCCCGACGCGGCUGUGAUCGCCACAGACGACUGCAUCAUUGUGUCUGUGGAUUCAACGCUGGACCCGUCACACUGUCCGUCGCGUUCGAGUUUCGAUGUCAUUGGGCCUGCAAAUCCCCGACAAUAAAUUGUCGCCAUCAACUCCUCCUCCGUGGGCUCACCGGGCAAAUCAAAGCAUCCACUACUGCAAAGAGCACUUCACGCGCCAUCUUGCACGUCUCCACGAUCAGUCGCCGCUGUCGUGGCACUAUCACGCGUUCAUGCUGCACCCGCUUAGUCGGUUUCGCCGAUUCUGGGACACCGUGCUGGCGUUUGCCGUCAUUUACGAGUGCUGGCUCAUUCCGUUCACGCUGGCCAUGACGUGGUGGACGCCUUCCCAUCCCGUGGAGGGGCUCCACAUUUCGCUCGACAUCUUCUUCGUCGUGGACCUCCUCCUCAACUUUCGCACGGCGGUCGUCGUGUACGGCGAACUGGUCCAAGAGCCCCGCGACGUCGCCAAGAUUUACGUCAAGUCGUGGUUCGUCGUGGACUUCAUCUCCGUCUUUCCCACGGACGUGGUCGUGGCGGCCCUCUUCCCAGACAACAGCCUCUCCAGCACCAGCACCCGAGGCGUCAAAAUGCUCAAAUAUGUCAAGUUGCCCAAGCUGCUUCGCCUCUCGCAGCUGGUGCGCCGCUUCCGCCGCUUUCAACGCUACGAAGGGUCGCUCACGAUUCUUUGCGCGUUUGUGUUUGUGCUGCACAUUGCAGCGUGCAUCUGGAUUGCCGUGGUGAGCCCGUGCGACGAGCCCUUGUCGAGGGACUUGGCGGCUGGCUUUUGUAAUCCCAACGCUGUGUUUGAUGUGUACUCCCUGGGCGUGUAUUACACCGUCGUGAUGAUGACUUCCAUGUCCCUUGACGUUGUGUUUGAAAGCGACAACCCCCUCUGCGGGCGUUACCGCGAGUCCUCCAACUCGACCGCCGUGAUAGUUCCAGCUGCGACUGACCCGCUUCCGUCUGCCCUCCUGGCCCUGAGCACGGGAUACGCCAUCGUGGGGGUGAUUUUGAAUUCCGUCGUGAUCGGCAGCUCCGUGUUUGUUGUUGAGAGCUGGAAUCGUGCGGGGUACCAAUUCCGCAAGCGCAUCGACAUGAUCAACCAUGAAAUGGAGUUUCUCCAGCUGCCAGAGUACCUUCGUAUGCGUAUUAAAGCGUACCAUCAGUACUUGUGGACCCACCAAGGCAGCGCCACGGAGAAGGUGACGCUGCUGCAGGACAAGGGCAUGUCGGAGCCCCUUCGCAAGGAGAUUGCCGUGUUCAUGUACAGAGACAUGCUGUCCAAGAUUCCGCUCUUCGAGACCGCGUCAGACCAACUGCUUGGGUUUGUGUGCCUCUGCCUCACCACCGUGAUCUUUCUCCCCCAAGACAAGAUCAUCACCCGCGGCGAAGUGGGCAAGGACUUGUUCAUUGUCGCCCGGGGGUGCGUGAUUGUGCUAGCCGGCGACGUCGUGGACGACAGCACGAUCACCAAGCUGACUUUGAAACAGAAACAGCAGCAAAGCAACAUUUCGAUCGUGCCUCCAAUCACGCGGCUGUCGUCCGUCACCGCGUCGUCCAAGGUCGUCAGUGCAAGUUCCUCCAAAUACGCCCAAGGCAACGAUGGACAUGGGGGGGACGUGGUGCUGCUGGAAGGAUCGUUCUUUGGCGAGAUGGGGUUGCUCAUGGAAGUCGAGCGCACGCGGACGGUCGUUGCCGGGUCCAUCUGCGAGCUCGGGGUGCUCUCGAAGAAGGACUUCACGCUCGUAAUGAAGCAAUUCCCGUCCUUCGCCAACGAAAUCAAGCGACUCGUGGCCGAGCGCAGCCACGACCCCCUCACGCGGCGAGACACCCCCACGAAUCCCAGCGGCAAGCGAUCCAUGUCCCGAGUCAAGCUGACCUCACUCAAAGCCAACUCGGCACCUCCGCCGCUUCGCCGGCGCUCCACGCUGGCCGCCCUGCUAAAUCAGCACUCGUACUCGAGGAAGCAGUCGGCUACCACCACCAGAGCCCGCUCAACCCGGACCAUUCGCUCGACAUCAUCCCGCUUCGCCACAUCAUUUCCAGACUUGCUACACGGUACUAGUGCAACUUCGGAACACCUGCAUCGAUUGGACGCCAAGCUCGACCGCAUGGAGAAACUGCUGCAAGAGUUGCUAGCCAGACCACCAACGACCGACACGGCUUUUAGUUAGGUAACAAAUGAACACACUAUUCACACCGCCCAGAGCACACCAACCAGA